GGCAACGGUGCUGAACUGCUGAUAAGCAUACGACAACCUGUUGAGAAUACUACAUAGAGAUAGCCACUCCGCACCGUCUAGCUUCUUCCCUACACCAGCCACGAAUCGCUCUCGAAGGCGCUCAUACUCACCCAUUUCCUUUGCUUCCGUCUCAUCAGGAGAAACACCACCUAGCUCGCCGGAGACAUUUUCUCCGCCUCGGAGUCUCUCCCCGGAUAAACCUAAGCCGACCGGAGUCCAGUAUCCAGAAUGGCGAAUGGAGGUCGUUCGCAAAGCACGUCGAGCCGGUCUGGGAGAUGUCGGUCGUGCGAUGGAACUGGCGAUGUUCGGUGCCGAUAUCCACGAGAAUAGCGGCGUACCAGAAAGCGAGAGCCACCAGCCGAAGCAGGGGCGACGUCGGGGCCGCCAGCCGAACGACGGGUGGAAUGGCUUGCUCGAAAGUGACAGCGACCAGGAGAGUGCUGAGGACAGCGGGAGCGAGCGCGAGUGGGAAGGCUGGGAAGCAGAUUUCACCAAUCCCCGCAAACAUCGCCGCAGCCUCCCCCCAGACUCGGGCGUGCAGUGGGAGUCUGGCUGGCAUUGGAGCAGCACCACGAGCCCGAGCAAGCUGAACGGGCUCGUCAGUCCGACUGGCACCAACUUUGACGACUACGACUUCCCCGCGAAGCCUGUUGCAGCUGUCGACGCCGCCGCCAGGUCAAACUGCGCAUCGCUUAACGUUCCCCCUCGCACACUUUCUAGUUAUGCGUCAGCAGACUCCCUACUGAAGCGGAGUCUCCAGAGCGGCAGCCUGCGGCGUCCCAGGCGGCCAGAGUCUCCCUCAUCGUACCUCACCCACGCUCGCGCCCGAUCCCCUCUCGCGGGCGAGCUCGACGACACAGAGUACUAUGGGUCGGAAUCUGGCUUUGCGGUACCCUCGCCACCUCAAUACAUGCCCGACACCGCCUACCCGUCGCGUGUUCCGGCCGAGAUAAGCCUUCGGCAGGCUUCGUCAGGCUACCCAACCCAGCGCGUCCCGAUGUCCAUGGCCAUGACGACGAUCACGAGCACCGUCACCGCCGGCGACGACGCAGGGCCGGGCAGGAAGGGCAAGGGCAAGGGCAAGGCUCGGGCCCUCGAGACGCCGCCGAGGCCGGCGCGGAAGCGCUCCUUGACGGUGCAGGGCGCGCUCUCCCCGCGCCCGUCGACGGUCGACAGCCUCAGAGACAGCCCCGGCACCGGCACGCUGCAUACGCCGGAAGGCGGCGGGGAGAGGUCAGCGAAGCCUGGCAGGCUCAAGCUCGCGAAGCUGUCGUUUGCGCAGGUGGCAGCGGUGAGCUCUGGGUCGUCCUACCUGGGCUCGAGGAACCUUGCCCCGCCACCUCUUAGUGCAACCAGCACAAGCAGUUUCGAGAGUCCACAAUUUGCACGUCCCGAGGAAAGCGACUGAUUUAUGUUAUACAGGUCACGUUCAUUCUUCUUGAGCGGUCUGGGGUGUAAUGUAUUCUUGACCCAGUCCUCAUUUUUCGUCUGUUGCUGUGCAAGGCGUCAUGCUAUCGAUUCUUGCUUUCGAGAUGCAGCCCUCAACGAUUUAUUGUACAUUACCGC
Messenger RNA from Phanerochaete carnosa HHB-10118-sp, 1587 nucleotides. RefSeq lists its product as uncharacterized. Lineage: Eukaryota; Fungi; Basidiomycota; Agaricomycetes; Polyporales; Phanerochaetaceae. Bases 257 to 1429 code for a protein of 390 amino acids. The record is from RefSeq and is a predicted model, not a curated record. The transcript is spliced from 2 exons.